AUGAGUAGAGUCCUUCAACGUGUGAAGGGUGUACUCAACAAGACGAGCAAUCGAUCAUUGCCGCCUGGCUCGUUUCCAAAUCGUCAAGGCAAUCAAGCACCUAUAGGCACUAUAACAAAACCGCCAAGUCCAACGGAUGAUGAUGAUGACGAUGAUGAUGGAGCUGGAAGUAAAGGAAAUUAUAAUGUACCGUUACAAACCCAACUAAGAGACCAACAAAAUACGACUUCACCGUACGAAAGUGCUCAACCGGGAAAUACAUCACGAAAUCCGCCUACGAAUAAUAUGAAUCCUCCGCGAAACAACAAUCCGGCAACGCCAGCCGCACCCCAGCGUAAUGGUCCACCUGAGCGCAAUAACAAUCCGUCAACACCAGCGGCACCCCAGCGUAAUGCUCCACCUGAGCGCAAUAACAAUCCGUCAACACCAGCGGCACCCCAGCGUAAUGCUCCACCUGAGCGCAAUAACAAUCCAGCCACAACAGCAGCUCCACCUCAACGCAACGCUCCGCCUGAAAGAAACAACAAUCCAUCGACACCGGCAGCGCCCCAGCGUAAUGCUCCAGCUGAACGAAAUGCCAAUCCAACUACACCAGCAGCACCACCUUUACCUCCACCAUUUCAGCCAGCAGCCACCAAUCCAUCGAACACCAAUACUAAUCCAACAACGUCAGCACCAAUGAAUAAUUUUUUCGCUGCAAUGAAUGCUAAUCCAGUAUCAACCAAUACGCAGCCAAACUCCGUUAAUUUUCAACCGGGCAGUAAUUCACAAAUGCCUUCAACGAAUGAUUUCAGUGCUUACAUGAGCACACAGCAGCCAAGCUCGUUGCCACAACGUGACGAGGAUACUAUUUCUCGUCUUGAGCUUGAUUAUCCUAUUGAAAAUGUUCUUAUUGAUGCUAAUAUUCCUUCCGUAAUCGCUCGAAAGAUUAAUGAUGCUGUUGAACAAGAUCGUUAUGGUCAUAAGUACCAUGUUCAUCGAUAUACAUACGAACCAGCGUCACAAAAUCUAUCGCACGAUAACCAAAAUCAAUAUGAUCAGUAUUCUAACAAUGAUCGUUAUUCUGGUGGACCGAAGCAUCGUAGUGGUACUAGGCACAUCCGUGAAAUUCAUCAUAAUAGUCAAAAUUCUCAAUAUGAUCAUUUGCUUGCUACUUCACCUCAUGAACAGUAUCCCAGAACAUCCCGAAACCGCAAUCGACAUCGUAGUCACUCUGACAUUCCGUUGAGUCAAUACGUUGACCAACUGUUACAAAUGCCAGGUAGCACUGUUGUUCAUGCGCAAAAUUCUGACAGUAUACAGAAUAUACUUGCUCAGCAUCUACCGAAUAAUCAAAUCUUACCGGCAACAGCAUUGUAUAAUCCCUUUCAGUCAAAUGACAUUGCGCUACCAGAACCUAUCGUAUACUAUACUGCCCAAGCGUUACCUAACGAUCCAAUGCGAAUAUACUAA
Molecule: messenger RNA, 1452 nt
Organism: Adineta ricciae
Lineage: Eukaryota; Metazoa; Rotifera; Eurotatoria; Adinetida; Adinetidae
Source: the annotation of a GenBank genome assembly